AUGGAUGAAGUGAAUAUCAUUGAUAUCAAUGAUACUACAGAGCAGUCUUUAGUGGGUAAUGAAGGAACUGCGAACGGUGUUGUGGUACUAAUUUCAUCAGAAGGGGAAAGAGAAGGACCGCCAGCUUCGGAUCCAAUCCAUUACUCUUUGGCUAGGUCACUCAGCGAUUCGGUGGGACAACGUAAUGUAGAGGAUGAUGACGUGGUGCUGCUUGAGAAUAGUGUGAGUGUCAGCUUUUCCUUAGAAGUGGAGGGCAGAUUCCAAAAUGAUACCGCGAUAGAAUCGGACAAUGAGCCGGCUUCUCAGCCUCAGACUCAAACUUUUAAAAGAUCCCAAUCUCGUCUUUUAGAUGAAAUUGAGAAUAGUGGCUUAUCAAUAUCAGCAUUAAGUGAUGACGAGGAAGCUUCUCCACUUGUUUCAAAUCAGCGGUCAGUAAUACACAAGAAUAUUGAAAGCGAAGUGAAAUCUGGCAAGUAUAUCAUACCGUUACCUCAGUCUUCUCCAUUGGAGAAGAUGUCCCAGGUAUUCAACUACCAACUAGCGUCAUCUCCAACACCUAAUAAGUCACCUUCGUCUAGAUCAACCUUACCAGUCAAGUCACCCUUACAGUUAUCAACGACAGUUGCCAAUAAAAGAUCAUAUCGCGAAGUACAACCUCCGAAGUUUGAUCCAUACCUUACGAGAAAGCUCAAAAAACCACAGAACAAAGCCACGGCGGAUGUUUCAAGUGUUGCGUUGGAUCUUACUAAGUAUAUGGAGGAUUGCCAUGAUUUGUAUGGAACUCUAGUCUCUGAUACACACAUUAGACAACAAAGAUCAUUGGAUACCAAAACUAACAGCUAUCAUAGCGAAUCUAAUUAUGAACACGAUUCUAUUGUAAUUGAAUCAGAUGAAGACGAUGAUAUAACUAAUACACGACAAGAAAAGCCUUUAUUUGUACAACACUCUUCUCAAUCUACACCUGUCAGUUCAAAUAAGUUGGCCCUGCGACAACCUAGACACGUUGAAGAUGAGAAAAUUGAUAAGGUCAAACCAAUGGUAAACGCAAGACCUUUUACAGAUCAAGAGUACUCCGAGAUGGUCAAGAAGUGCUUAGGUACAUCAGAAAUGAGAAAGCUCUACAAUGAAUGCAACAAAGUUUCUAGAACGGAGGAGACUAUUUACAAUGAAAUGAUAUUAACCGUUAAUAAUAAAGUUAUGGAACUCAUACAUUCUAAACAUAUAUCGUUUGAAGAAGAACUCAAACCUUUGACAAUUAUACAAAAUUAUGAGGAGUUUCCUAUCAUCAGAUUCAAGCGUAAGUGUAGAUCUAUUUAUGAUCAGACUCACGGCGUAUUCUAUCCCUGCGAUGAGGUGAUUGCAAAUGAGUCGAUAUGUGUGUUGGUGUAUGAGGCAUUACCAUUCUUUCACAGAUACAGGACUGAUAAGAGAGGUCUAUGGGAUGAAAUUCGACAGUUCUCAAAAAAUGGUAUGAAGGUCAUCGUAGUAAUGUAUGGACUAAAUGCUUUAAGAAAGAAGUUAUGCAAUAUGGAGAAUAGACAACAUGAGGAUCGGGUAUUAGAACAACUGUCAGGAAGCGCAUCAAGUCAAAGCCAAUCAAAGACGAGACGAAGAUCUACACAAGAAACAAAGAUGAGAGAACUAAACAUAAAGUCCAAAAAUUUAGACAGAAUCAUAAACGAGGUUACAAUAUAUGCAAACGUUGAUGUGUUCCCUAUAGAAAACUUGAAUGAAUUUUCUCAUUGGAUGAAAAAUCUUGUGUGGGUAGUGGGUAAGAUGCGUUACGACGUUUCAGUAAAGUAUAAAGAGUGGUCUCAUUUAAAUGUGAAGAGUGGAAAAUCUCCAACUGACGUGUUGUACAGUUUCCUUCAACAAGUUGCCCAUGUGAACGAACCAAAGGCAAAGAGAGUUGUUACGCAUUACAAGUCUUUCCAGUCUAUGAUGAAUGAUAUGAAGGCGGGAUAUGUCGCCCAAAGUCAUGACAAUAAGCCUCUAAUGCCUAAAUCUCUUGAGAGGGCUUUGCAUACUCUAUACACAUCUGAUGACCCAAAUGAGUUGAUAUUCACGGAUUGA
Kluyveromyces lactis is the source of this 2073-nucleotide messenger RNA. RefSeq names its product Mms4p (gene MMS4). Lineage: Eukaryota; Fungi; Ascomycota; Saccharomycetes; Saccharomycetales; Saccharomycetaceae. The coding region runs from base 1 to 2073 and encodes 690 amino acids. Gene Ontology annotation, molecular function: nuclease activity; DNA binding. The record is from RefSeq and is a predicted model, not a curated record. The transcript has a single exon.